GAUAAUAAGGUCAUAUUGGUAAUGGCAUAUAAGAGAAUGGAUGACUUUAAACGAUGCCUUGAUAGUAUGAUGCAGGCAAAUCAAUCGAAUCAAUAUCAUUUGGUUGUAACACAGUCUAUACCAUUGGAUAAUGAUCGUAGACAUUACGAUCGCAUGACCACCAUGCUCAACGAUCAGGCCAUGCCUUACUUCAAGUCGGUCAGACACAUCGAGACACCCUCCACCUCCAAUCACACCUAUGGCAAUGCCUACAACGCAUUCAAGAACCUGGUACGAGGCCUCAACUACACUUUGAGAGCAUUCCCAGCACUGGACUCAUUGAUCAUCGUCGAGGAGGAUGUCGACGUGUCCAAGGACAUCUUUGAGUUCUUUGAGAGGAGUAGACAACUCAUCAAUGAGGAUGCAUCCGUCAGAUUUGCAACAUCGGCCUUCUUCUUGCACACAAGACAUCCUCAAUAUGAUUGGCGCGUGGACAAGCCAAUUAAACGAAAGAGUAUCCGCAAUCAAUUGUCUCUGGACUUGAUGCGUCCACAAGAGUUGAUCACAGUCACACUCCAAGGUCAGAUAGAGUUCAAGGUGUUGGCGUGGAUGGCUCAUCGAUCAGCAUGUAAGCAGAUGAUCACAGACUUCUAUGACAUUGAAGGAUGGGUACUUAAACAUGGAGACCAUGUUGUUGAGAACAAGCCAAACACUCCAAAGCCACCUGUGCUUUUGGAACAUUGCGACUGUUGGAAUCAUGAUAGAUACCUCGAGUUGCGCUUCAAGGGCAAGAAGUUCAUCGGAUCACAAUCACCUCGUUGUAACCAUGUGGCAACGGAUGGCGCAGGACUCAGUGGUGUUGAAGACGAUUAUGGAUUCCCUGUCAAUCAGAUAUAUACACGUCGUGAUCAAUUCUAUAUGACAUAUAUCAAAGGAGAGAAAGGAAUAUGGCAACAAUUGAAGGAACACUUGCCAAGUGUAGAGUGCCCGAAUAGAGUGGACUGUUAUUCGCCAAGCACUGGACAGAAGUGUGGAUCAGUCCGUGUAUCAACAUGUCUAAACAUCUGGGGCUUUGAAUGUGUACCAUGCAGUGGCCGAACUGCUGCCACAUUGGAGCCACAAUGUCGCGAGAAGUAUCCAGAUUGCUGUGGUAGCAAAUGCGAUACCAAGUCACCAUUCAUGAUCAGUUUGCCAUCACUAUUUGGC
Messenger RNA from Acytostelium subglobosum LB1, 1185 nucleotides. RefSeq lists its product as hypothetical. Gene Ontology annotation, molecular function: alpha-1,3-mannosylglycoprotein 2-beta-N-acetylglucosaminyltransferase activity. Lineage: Eukaryota; Evosea; Eumycetozoa; Acytosteliales; Acytosteliaceae. The annotation marks the transcript as partial. Gene Ontology annotation, cellular component: Golgi apparatus. The transcript has 3 exons. The record is from RefSeq and is a predicted model, not a curated record.